GUCGUUAAGUAGAAGUAGUCAUCGAAAGUAUAACAUUAAGUGGAGCAUAACAUUUCUGAAACCAACUUUAAACUUAAGAAAAAUAAAUAAAUAAAGAAAUUAAAAAAUACAUACCUGAAAUAUUCUUCGUUAUGUGAAGGGAGAAAAAUUACUAUAAAAAUAAAUGUUAGAUUAAAUGGAAAGACGAUAACAAAGCAUAUCAUUUACUUAAAAGUGAAGUGACCUUCAUUAAGGUUAAUACUAAUUAUUGUACAUCUUGAUACACCAAUAUAUGUAUUUAAAAACAAAUUUUAAAACAUUGAAAAUAUCAAUAACCGUUUUACUAUUGUUCGCAUUAAUAAGAAAGCCCACGGACAGUUGGGCACAAGCCAAUAUUGCUGAUGUUGUUAUAUUAAACGAUUUACUAAAUUGGGAGCAUGUAAACAGAACGUGUUUGGCACGAGAUUGUGAUGAGCACGUGAAUUUAAAGCAGUUGCAGCAAAUCAACACAUACAUGAAUGAUGAGGCUGACCCGUGUGAAGAUUUUCACAAGUACGCUUGUGAGCAUUGGAAAAUAGAACAUCCAAACGAGAUGACCAUGGCCGCAGUUGCCUAUAAACAAAUCACAAAAAAACUUUUGGAAAUAUUUGAGGAUAAUAAAUCAGAAUUUAAAGCCGAAUUACAAAACAAUGCAAUAUACCGGAAACUGAACGACUAUUAUAAGGUGUGUAAAGAAAACGAACAACAAAACUCGUCGAUAUUAUGGUUGUACUUGAACGAGUUGAACGAGAUGGGUUUUCUAAGGCCUUCGGAAAAUCCUAGCUGGUUACAGACCUACAAGGAAUUACAGCUACUUAUGGAUAAUCCUUAUUUUUGGCGGUUCUCUAUGGAGAAGUUGACAAAAUCGAAAUAUAUUUUAACCAUUGACAAACCUGAAAAUCUAAACGAAACAAACAUUACGAUCGAUUUAUAUGAAACUUUAAAAAAUUUCACUACUCUUUCUUUGGAAGAAUUGCAAACAAAAUUUCUUUCUUUAGAAAAUAGAAUAAAUGAGAUUAUUGAUGCGGAUUGCGCCAGUAAGUGUGUUCCAGCCGAAACACUUACUUAUGAAGAACUUUUGCAAAAACAAACCUCAAUUAAUUGGGCAGAUGUGUUAAGUAAUUUCCAGUUGCAGUCCAAGGAUAACGUAACAGCUGACAGCAUUGAGACGUUGGAAAAUUUAUUUGCUUAUCUAAAUCGACAAGAUUCUCAUUUACUGUAUGUUUAUAACUUAUUUAAGUUUCUGAGUCAUUUGGAAUCUGAUAAAUUGAACUUCUUGGACAACGUACAUAGUCCUUACAAAUGUGUCCAUCAUAUGCGUAAAAUAUUUGAUUUACCUAUGAAUUAUUUAUACGAGAAAGUUUUCUAUAGCAAGAUACGAACAGAAAGCGAUCAAUUGAUCAAGAACGUUUUUGAGGAAUUAAAACAAACGUUUGCCGAAAUUGUCGAAGAAAACCAACUAAAAUUUGCAGACAGAAAUAAGAAAUAUCUCAUGAGCAAAUUGAAUGGGGUUUCUUUAAAUAUAGGAAACUUACCUGCAAAUGUUUCUGAUGAUUUUUACCAAAAUUAUUUGCAAGAUUAUCAAGCAACAAACAAUUUCUAUCUUAAUCAUCUUUUGGCUUUGAAGCAUUAUUAUACUCAACAACUUUCACUGGGUUCCUCCUUAAAUGACAACGCUCCUUGGUUUUCAUUUGAAUCCCUCGAUCCUUUUGUGCUGGACAGUAUUUCGACGGCUACCUAUUUCUCUGUAACGAAUAUGAUUACAUUACCAUUUACUUAUCUGCAAGUACCCUUUUAUUCCCCUCAAUUUUGGCCCCCUUUGCUCUAUGGGGAUUUGGCAACUACUAUGGGUCAUGAAUUAAUCCAUGCGUUCGAUCCCGGUAGUUUGGUUUACGACAGUGGUGGUAAGCUGGCUGAAAUGGAAUUCAAAUUAAUAUCCAAAAACUGGCAUUACAAGAAUGCUAUAAAAUGUUUGAACCAUAAACCUACUGAAUUCUUAGACGAGCGUGUAGCUGACGUUAGUGGUAGCCGAUUGGCUUUAUUAACUUUUAAACGAAAAUAUUUUUUUUCGCCAAGUAAUGCCAAAAUGUUUUUUUUACAAUACGCUCAGUUCUUUUGCGGUAACGCUGACAAUUUUGGUGAAUUUCAUGCUCAGGAUUCGACUCAUGAUAUAGACGGCGUUCGCUUAAAUUACACUCUAUCGCAUUCAUCUGAGUUCGCAGAAAUUUUUGGUUGUCCGACGGAUAGUCCUAUGAAUCCGAGAACUAAGUGUCAGCUAUGGUAAUGGAUUUAAAAAGCUGCAAGCGUUCAUUUAGUUUUAUUAUUAUUCUCUUUGAAAACAUGUCAAACAAUGACAUCCUAACCAAACAUCCAUUGAAGGAUUCUAAUUAAGUUUUUUUUUCUUUUUUUUAUUGUGCUCUCAUUUACUCAACACAUGACCACACACGCAAAAUAGGUAUAUAAACUUUUUGUUGCUCGUGUUGGAAGUCGUUUAAAAUUCUACGUGACUGAUUGUUGUUGGUUAUGGCGUUGUUGUUACGUUUAAAGGGUCGGUCAAAUAUUUUAUAAAUGAUUAAUUAGAACGAGAGUUAAUUAAAAGGGUCGGUAACAGACAACAGCGAUGUUUCAAACUCAAAAGAGGCUUGCUGCCCAUUUUAUAUAUUGAAAUAUUAAAAAUUUAUUAACAAACCGAAAAAGAAGCAUUAGUAACA
Molecule: messenger RNA, 2729 nt
Organism: Glossina fuscipes
Lineage: Eukaryota; Metazoa; Arthropoda; Insecta; Diptera; Glossinidae
Product: neprilysin-4
Exons: 2
Coding region: 272-2302 (676 amino acids)
Biological process (GO): protein processing
Cellular component (GO): plasma membrane
Molecular function (GO): metalloendopeptidase activity
Source: RefSeq, a predicted model, not a curated record